AUGGCACCGAUGCCGAGCGUCUCUGCGCGCGGACCAAUCUCAUCCAGCGCCCGACCAGACGACGACGGCCCUCUGCACGCCAGUCCCAGCAGCCCGCCACUGACUAUACGGAGUGGUGUGCUCACUCAUCAUCAUCAGCCGACAGCCCAAAUUCACGACCGCGAUAGAGACCGCCGCCCGCGUGCGCCUGAUCCGAGCAAGAAGGUCGUCAAGACAGGGAAAGAUGAUCUCCACUCGGCCAUUAAUGCCGCUGUAAAUCAUCAAUCACCCUCGACAGCACCUCGUAGCGAUAACCUAGAUUCAAGUCCGGGACCAGAAAAGUCAUCGCCGCCAGAGAACAACUCUCCGACGGCCAUGUCUGCUCCUAGAGUGGUGGCCCGCGUGGAGCGAGGACCGAUUCUGGCGCAUCGGACGGCAUCGAUCGACUCUACAGUAUCCUCAAUAUCGUCUGUAUCGGCCUCGACUACACCCCGGCCAAACGGCACGAACGCGUAUCGUGUAUCGCAAGACACUGCAGAGGACGCAGCCAGCUUAAUCGCGGCUGCAGGUUCCGCCGAGGCUGCGCUGCAUAAGGUUCUCACGGAGAAGCAGCAAGCGGCCUCUCACAAUGCGCAGCUAUGGCGACUGGUGGAGAAGCAACGAACAAUGAUCUUGGGCUUGAACAGAGAUUUGGAGAAGUCGUUAAAGGACAAGGAGCGAUACAGGCGCAAGCUCAAAGACAGCGUGACGCAAUCAGAUUCGGCACCUGCGCUCAUGAGUGCAGCGUCACCGGAGAACGACCCGGAAUCCAGGGAGACGAGCCUAUCGCCGGCGAAAGAUGCGCUGUUGCGGGAGAGCAUGGAGGCGCGCAAGACGAGCGAUGUGACGGAUUCAUUCCCUGCGGUCGUUCAUCGCUCAGAUACGCCGCAAGACGCAAUUGAGUCGUCCUCCAAACUUUCGACAACCCCGCCGACAGCCAACAGCUCAAACAUGGAACAGAGGGAGGCGUAUCAUGAUACCACAGCGAUUGAUGCGUUUGUUGCUUCUACCCCUCGCGUGGCUUUACAGCGAGCUCCUACUGGAGCUGGACCGGUCAAGCAGCCGCUGCACAUUCCAACAAGCCCGCAACUCGAUUUUCAGAAGAGCUCGCCCACAACGCCAUACCAGUCAACAACUUCACCAUAUGCACAGUCGUUCUCCAGUCCCAAGACGAGAAAGGCGMCUCCCACUCCCCUGAAACUCAACCCACCGAAGCCCGAGGUCAAUGUGAAUAAUACCAUAAUCGAUGCUUCUGAUUCCGAGUACGAGGACGAUCCAGAGAGUGCUCGCUCAGAGUAUCUCGAUCGUGGACGACGAAAGACGAGAGAGGAAGACGAUCGACAGCGCGAGAUCCAGGCACAGCAWGAAGAAGAGCAUCGGAGCCAGUCGAAAAAGGACAAGCAUAGCAAGAGCAAAACGCCAGUGGGAACGAUGGACUUUCCAGCAGUCUCACCACCAACCGUUUCCACCUACGAGCCUCGUACGCAAGCCGCGAUAUUCGAUCCAACCGCGAAUCCGGCAGACAUGAUACGCAAUCGUGCGGUAUCAGACGCUACUCAGAUGCUGAGGAACAACAUUGCGCCAUCAUUAAUGUCUCCCGGGCUCCCCAUGAGCCCUCGCCCGGGAGAUCGGCCGCCGAAUUCACCCAUGCCACGUGCGCUCAACACCAUCUCCAAUUCAAUUCCAAUGUCGCCCAAGGCUGGAAUGCCAGCGGGUCUACCCUUGUCUCCUCGCGCGCCGAGACAUGCUAUUCCACUUCCUCCGCAGACUCCCGUUUCGAUGUUGUCGCCGCAUCUCGACCGCGCCAAAGCAUAUCACCAACAAAUGCAGCCUCAUCCCCAUUCAUUGCAAGCCGUCACGGAAGGUCUCAGGCCUCCAAGCGAUGAGAGAUCUCCAGAACGCGAGCGCAUGUCAUCAUCGAGUGAUCCAUCGGUGUUCACACCUGGCGAAGUUUACCGAGGGUUCGUCACGGAUCAGUACCCAGGCCUACUUCUACCACCGAAUGCUCUUCCUUCCAUCUUCGUGAAAACGGCAUCAUCCCGGAUGCGACCUUCUCGCGCGAGCUUCAUCGCACCGAAAGUGGCCGACGAGAAUCCAGUCUUUACCCUCUCGGUCCACGAGCGCUCCGAUGGAAAGCAGUUGUGGCAAGUGGAGAAGACAUUUGUGGCUCUUGCGAGUCUGGAUCAGCAUGUGAAAUCAAUGUGUAACGUCCGAGAAAGACUGCCGGAGAAGGCACUUUUUGCCGGACACGCGCCCGCCAAGAUUGAUGCGAGGAGGAUGGCAUUGAAUCACUACCUGGACCGCAUGCUUGACGCCAUCACAGAAGAAAGAGCAGCAAUGGUCGUGUGCAAAUUCCUYUCCACCGACGCUAUUGGUGGCGACAGCGGUGACUACUUUGGUUCGCUCAACGGGAGCAGGCCCGGCUCUCCGGUCGCCCAGCUUCGCCCAAACAGAGCGGGAUACCUCACCAAGCGCGGCAAGAACUUUGGCGGAUGGAAGGCGAGAUACUUUGUGCUGGAUGGACCAAAUUUGAAGUACUUUGAGGGACCUGGCGGUGCUCACAUGGGGUCCAUCAAAUUGCAAAAUGCCCAGAUCGGCAAGCAAUCGAACAGCACAGCUCCGAACCCAAGCGAGGACGAGGACAACCAGUUCCGGCACGCUUUCCUGAUUCUGGAGCCGAAGAAGAAAGACUCGUCCAGUCUUGUUCGACACGUGCUGUGUGCCGAGAGCGACGAGGAAAGAGACGCGUGGGUCGACGCAUUGCUUCAAUAUGUGGACUUUAAAGACGAUGAAGAGCCUCAUCUCGCGCGUCAAGCUCAAGUGCUCAAGACAGAGGCUGUUCCACGUAGUCCGCGGCUGCAAAAGUCAUCGGGUGAUUUGAGGCAAGCUGCAGGUAGCACCCACAUGCGGUCCGCCGAUCAAGUGCGCGCUGUGAACUACAGCGAAACUGUGGCUGGAAAUGCACCAGUGAUGGGACAGGCUCCCUUGAGCCCGCGUCUAGGCACACAGACGCCCUCUCCUCCGUACGAACACCUCAUCAACGGCUCUGAUCAGCAAUAUCCAACAAUCUCAGCCCCAACGAACCUGCAGGUCAUCCAGAAUGCUGGCGACUGGGGUAUGAGACCACCGCCUACACCUGGUUCCCGCGAAAAGAAGAGAAGCGUUUUCCAGCUUCCCUUCACCCGGGGUCGUUCGUCUUCUGAUCUUCAGGCUGGCGACAAGAUCAUGUCAUCCGGCCCCACAGCUGGAGAACGCACGUACGGCAGCAGAGUUGUCUUCGGCGUGCCACUCGCAGAAGCUGUUCAGGCCGCACAACCUGCCGAUGCCUCUACUGACUUACCUGCAGUUGUCUACCGCUGCAUUGAGUAUCUCACAUACAAGAAUGCCAUCGCAGAGGAGGGAAUCUUCCGACUUUCGGGCUCGAAUACAGUCAUCCGGGCGCUCAAAGACCGUUUCAAUACAGAAGGCGAUGUCAACCUCAUCACAGACGACACAUAUUACGACAUGCAUGCUGUGGCUAGCUUGCUUAAGCUGUAUCUACGAGAGCUUCCAGCCAGCAUUCUGACAAGGGAUUUGCAUCUCGACUUUCUACAUACCCUGGAUAUUGCUGGCGACGAUAAAAUCGCUGCCCUCAAUUCUUUGGUGAACAGGCUUCCUAGACCAAAUCGCGCUCUCUUGGAGGCACUCUCUGCCUUUAUGCUGACGAUCGUGAACAAUGUGGAUGUCAACAAGAUGACCGUUCGAAAUCUCGGCGUCGUCUUCUCACCCACAUUGAAUGUUCCUGGACCGUUGAUCUCCCUCUUCGUGGAAGAGCAGCACCGCAUCUUCGGCGAUCUUCCAGACGAGUCGGACCGCUCCAACAGCUCAAACAGCGAAACGCGGCAGACACAUCAGUCACAUCAGCAGUCUUCCUCCAAUGACCUCCGCUCUCCACGAAAGCAAAUGUUCUCUGACUUGCCGACUCCCUCUUACAAUCAGACAUCUUUCCACGUUGACGACAGUGGCACCGGGAUGGUGCCAGUGAACGUCAAUCCAGGUUAUGGAAAUUAUCAAAUGGCACAACAGGGUGACGGUGGCUUUGCGAGUCUCAAUGACGCACUACGCUCACCCACUAUUUACACGACAACCGGAACUGGAGCGCCCACCCCAAGAGAAAUGAAGACCAAGCGACGAGAGAGUGGCAUGCUCGGUGGACAUCCUAUGGCUCCUCAUAAAAAGGCAAGCAUGUCACAAUUGCGCGAAGAGGAAGGUACCAGCUUUUGA
This is a messenger RNA of Ramularia collo-cygni, 4281 nucleotides long. RefSeq lists its product as uncharacterized. The transcript has 2 exons. The record is from RefSeq and is a predicted model, not a curated record. Gene Ontology annotation, biological process: signal transduction; regulation of GTPase activity. Lineage: Eukaryota; Fungi; Ascomycota; Dothideomycetes; Mycosphaerellales; Mycosphaerellaceae. Gene Ontology annotation, cellular component: cytoplasm. The coding region runs from base 1 to 4281 and encodes 1426 amino acids. Gene Ontology annotation, molecular function: phosphatidylinositol binding.